CUAGUGCUCUAGGGUUUCGCAGAGGGGCGGGGUUUCUGGUAAACCCCCUAGCUCGAUCCACCUCCACUGUAUCGGCUCCAUCGUCGCCUCUCGUCGCAUUCGAAGAUCAAUUCCUCGGUCGUCGGAGCAAGCCGAUUCUGUCCUCUCCGGCGAGUUGCAGCGAAGAUGGUGCGCCCCAAGGCUCCGUCGAAGAAGCAGCAGAAGAAGGGCAUCGACUUCAAAAAAAUCAAGCGCAAGGUCGGGAGGAAGCUGCCGCCGGCUAAGAAUGCUACGAACACCGAGAUCAAAUCCAAAGCAAUCGUUCUUCCCGAGCAAAGCGUGGCGUCGGAUAGGGCGGGGUUAGCUGUGAACAAGAAAGGUCUGACUUUGAAGGAGCUUCUCCAGCAGACGUCCCACCACAAUCCGAAAGUUCGUCGGGAUGCGUUGAUGGGCAUAAAAGAUUUAUUCCUGAAGCAUCCUGAUGAGUUGAGGCUACACAUGUAUGCUGUUAUAGAGAAAUUGCGCGAGCGAAUUGGUGAUGAUGAUAAGUUGGUUAGAGAGGCACUGUAUCAACUUUUUAAGUCUGUAAUAUUUCCCAGUUGUAAAGAGUUGACAUCGCAGGGCAAUCAAGGGCCUUUCGUUUCUCUCAUGAUGGCGUAUAUUUUCAAUGCAAUGACACAUCUGGCAGUAGAUGUGCGGUUGAUGGCUUUCAGAUUUCUUGGCCUCGUUGUUCUGCACUAUCCCCCAACGUUUCUUUUGUAUGCUGAGAAGAUUCUGCAAAACUAUGAGGAUAUACUUUGUAAGCAUCAACUUUUUGCCCAAGAUAGGAGCAAGCUGAAGACUGCCCUUGCUGGACUUAUGUGCUGCUUGUCAUUAUUGCCAUGCAACGACCAAGAGGAUGAUUCAUCUGAAAAGAAAACAGCUGGAAAAAGGUUAUUGCAUGGGUUUGAGCAGGAUGUGAAUGCAAGUUCUUCCGGAUACGCUCUUGUCCUGGAGAAAUUAAAGGAUCUGGUGCCAGUUUUGAUCAAUUGCCUCAGGGAGAUUUUAUCUGUGGUUAAUUCGAUGCCUUCACUGGAGUUCCAAUCAUUUGAUUGUAUGCUGUGCAUACUUCAGAGCAUAGAUCUUGCUGUUAAGUUUUUUAUUUCUAGGAUUGGUAAGGCCGAGUCUGAUUUACAAGCUACUCUUGGAGGAGCCACCUUGACCACAUUGGAUCAAGGUGUGGCAUCGGUUAUAUUGAAGAGGCUAUGUGUACUGUUUCCGCUGAAUGCAGCCCACUGUGUUUCGCAGAAGGACAGUGAUAGGUACUUCACUCUGAAUGUUGUGAUUGCCGACAUAUUUCUGAGCUGUAGCGAAUGGAUCUCUCCUCCCGAUGAUCUGUCAGAGAGAUUUCUUGAAUUUGUAGAAGUAAUGCUGCUUGGGAAGAUAAGUGACGAUGUAAAGAGUGAAGCAACAGUCAGCGACAAGCACUUGCUUCUCCCCUUUAUACCAAAACUUUUGGCGCAGGUUCCUAAUAAUUGGAAGUCUCGCCUUCUUCAGGCAUUUACGAGGGCAUUCAGAGAUUGCAAUCAUCAGUCUUCUCUGAAAUUGGCCUUCCUUUCCAUUGUCGAGGAAAUAAUGAUACCUGGACAAAACAUGAUAUAUUUAGAUGUGAGUGAUCCGGAACUGUUGGACCAUCAGAUUGCUUGGAUAAGAGAGCUUCCUACAUUGCUAGUCGUGCUGGGUGAAAAACAUCAGUCGGUUACCCAGGUGGUGUUACGUCUUAUUCUUCGCGUGGGACAAUCUGCUUCAUCAAGACCCGCCUUACAGUGGGAAUAUGAUAACUUACAAUAUGGACUUCAGGAUUUUUUCUGCGAAUGUCAGGAUGAGAGCAGUGUUAGUUAUGGACCAUUCAUAAGGCUUUCUCAAGAUUGUCAGGAACUUGCGGUUUGUUGCCUUUAUUAUUUCUCUCAUUUGGAUUCUGCUUUGCUGAAGGCAAUAGCCAAAUGCUGUCUAUGCAAUGAUCUGGAACCUUCAGUGUUAUUCCGCACGAUAGAGGUUCUUGAUUCAGCCUACACUGCUGGACAUAUAUGGAUAUCUGACAUCAUCAGUUUGUUCAUCACAUUACUUUCGCAUUUCAAAGUUUCUCCUGAUAAUAAUACCCUUUCAGUUAAAGAACACGAGCCAAAGAUUUCGAACUGCGGAACACUUAAAUUAUUGACGAGUGUUGUUUGCUCGUGCCUUAUGCAUAUUGGUGAUGAAUCUACAGUCCUUCAGAUGAUAGAGAAAGUGAUAAUUGAUCAGAUAAAAUUAAAACCAUUUCGUGACAAUGCAUGUGCCUUGCUCCGACUGCUUGUCACAUUGGAUUCUAAGCCAACCAGACUCUCUGAGCAGACUAUUGACAGUCUGGCCAGUUUUCUUGCUCUAUAUCUGAUUGAUCAUUUUUCUGUCGUAAUCCCCAACAUUUCAGGAGAUGAUGAUGAAGCUGCUGUUGCUGUUCUUGAGCGCAUGACCCAUUAUUAUGUCAUACCUUGCUUAUUCUUGUUUGAUCGAAGUCGCAAACUUCUGAAACUAGUUUUAAACAAGAUGGAAUCAUUGAUAUCUGAUAGGAGUUCAUUGUCUUGUUCCGAAAAUGGUAGCCAUUGGACAGAUCAUUCAACUAAUGUUAUCACCAUUGUUUAUGUCCUUCAAAUGAUGCACAAGGACUUUAAGAUUCGACAGAUUCUAUCUUCGUUCAAGGCAGAGAUUGAAUGCAUGCUAAGAUCAUUACAGGCUUUAGUGGAAAAUAGUACAACCUUGGAGGAAAGACACAAACUACAGUGUGCAUAUGUUCGAGUACAUAGGAUGUUGGGUAAUCUGCAAGAAGGGACGCCUUGCUUGUUGUAGAUAAUGGAACAUGCAUUAGCAGCGCUUCUCCUGAUGGUGAAGCAAAAAAGACUGAAAGAAUACAAGUCGCCGACCGGUCGAAAGCGGAGUCUUGACCAUCGCUUGGAAACAAAUUGUUCAAAUUCGUGCUGAUCUAAGCUUUGUCUGCUCGCGCACGGGGGAGGGCCCCUGUUAUGGAGAGGAGAGCUCGCUGCAAGUUCUUGGCAAUGUUCCCAUGGGAAAUAUCGUUCUGGAUAUGAAAUUUUGUAGCUCGAGUCAUUAGGCAAUUUCCUUUGUUUUUGUGCUUUUCAAUUUUCUCAUAUUUAUAUGUGGGAAAAGGAAAGUUUGUAUGUGCGAAAUUAGCUUCUAAUUUUAUAGUAGCAGCAUCUGUUUUCCUAAA
Syzygium oleosum is the source of this 3220-nucleotide messenger RNA. RefSeq lists its product as uncharacterized. Bases 166 to 2841 code for a protein of 891 amino acids. The record is from RefSeq and is a predicted model, not a curated record. Gene Ontology annotation, cellular component: nucleus. The transcript has 20 exons. Lineage: Eukaryota; Viridiplantae; Streptophyta; Magnoliopsida; Myrtales; Myrtaceae.